ACUUGGCUUGCUUCACCGGUCUACCCUCUACCCUCCCUCACCCCAUUGGAAAGCGAGGGGAAAACAGAGCCGAAAUAAAGAAGAAAAUUUCACUUGAAGAAACGUUUUUGAUUCUUCGUCUACUUCUGCAUUAAAUACAGAGUAUCAUUGCUAUACGUCUUUCUCACUCUACCACCCCUCUCUCUCUCUCUCUCUGUGUAUACACACACAUACACACACACACACAGCACAGCAAGUUGAAGUGAGUGAUUGAGGAGCAGGUGAAGAUCAUUCAUUAUCUUUUCCACGAUGAGAAAGGCGCUUUGGGUUUUCCUCAACCUUAUGGCUUUUCACUAUUUUCUGGUGUUUAGAACCAAUGCUAUGGUACAAGAGAAGGCAGAGGCAACCAUCCCUGUUACCACCUUAUCACCUCCCGAAGGCAACACCACAUUCCUCGGUGGCACAACGUGGUGUGUAGCUCGACCGGGGGCCUCCCCCACUGAUCUGCAGAUUGCCUUGGAUUGGGCUUGUGGGUUGGGGAAAGCAGACUGCCGAGCAAUCCAAGCCGGUGGGCCGUGCUUCGAUCCCGACACCCUGCUUUCUCAUGCAUCCUAUGCUUUCAACAACUACUACCAACAAAAUGGCAACUCUGAUAUUGCCUGCUACUUUGGAGGCACAGCUGCUUUAACUCAAAAUAAUCCUAGUCACGGAAGAUGUGUGUUUGCCACUUCAUCAGAGUCUAUAAAAGCUUCAGCAGCAUCUUCAUGGGAACACAAGGCGAAAAGUAUAUGGUGGAAGAUUGAUGUAAUCCUACUGCUUCUCUAUCUUGGACAAAGAUGAUCCUCUGCAUCGAUGAGCAUGAAUUGCUUAUAAACAACUGAUGACGAGGUGGGAGCGAUUGUUUGUGGAGUUUUUGGGUUAAGUAUGCUUUGCUGUGUUGCUAGUUUAAGUAUCCUUGGCAAUGUAAAGUGUCAUGAUCCUUUUUGCUCUUUUGGUUUUCCUUUCUCAAUACGUUAGUGUUCAUCUUUCUUUCUCUAGCUUUAAUUUGUUCUAGUUUAUUCCAGAAUUGACUAAGAAUUUUCCAUCUGUCCCAUUUUCCCCUUGAAUCUUCUGGGCCGUGUGUACAUUAUUAUGGCUAAUACAAACGCUGCUUGUAAUAAUGAUCAUAUGCAAUAGGAGAAGAAU
Messenger RNA from Sesamum indicum (sesame), 1164 nucleotides. Its product is annotated as major pollen allergen Ole e 10. The record is from RefSeq and is a predicted model, not a curated record. NCBI's taxonomy places the organism in Eukaryota, Viridiplantae, Streptophyta, Magnoliopsida, Lamiales, Pedaliaceae.